This is a messenger RNA of Arabidopsis lyrata subsp. lyrata, 2631 nucleotides long. Its product is annotated as putative glycylpeptide N-tetradecanoyltransferase 2. The transcript is spliced from 3 exons. The coding region runs from base 1124 to 2422 and encodes 432 amino acids. The record is from RefSeq and is a predicted model, not a curated record. NCBI's taxonomy places the organism in Eukaryota, Viridiplantae, Streptophyta, Magnoliopsida, Brassicales, Brassicaceae. Gene Ontology annotation, biological process: N-terminal peptidyl-glycine N-myristoylation. Gene Ontology annotation, molecular function: glycylpeptide N-tetradecanoyltransferase activity. Gene Ontology annotation, cellular component: cytoplasm.
UACUCAAAUCAAAGAGCAGAGCAGAGUAUCUCUUCUUCGUCUGAAUCUCUCGUUGAGCUUGUACGAUCUAUCGUAUAAUGGUGUCUUGUUAGACUCAAGUUGGGAUGGCAAUAGAAACCCCAAAAGUGGCAGCUCCUACUGGAGCCGAGUCCUCCUCUAAUCUGCAAGAAGAGGCUCAAUUAGCUUCCGACCUAUUAGAGGGGAUCAAAGUUAAAUUAUUCAUGAGGGGAAAAAAUUGGGUUUUUUUCUCUUGAUUGUUAAUUAGAUGGGUUUUUUUUUUUUUUUAAUUUAGAUUCAUAACGAAUAUUUCCCAACCCGAGAUUAAUAACUCUAAAAAGAAGCUUAUUUUCUGGGGAUUAGUCUAUGAGAAGUUUGUUCUUGGGUUUUUUCAUUUAAUGGUUUAUUGAUUUUCUUUAUUUUUAAUGAUUUUGAUUAGUGAUUAUUUCUGCUGGUUGGUAUUGAUUUGAUGGAAGAUUAGUGAUAUUAAGCAAUAGUUUUGUUUCUUUCAGGGCAUAUUGUUGAUUGGGCUUGUAAAGCAACGCUGUAUACUGGUGGUAUCAAAGGUGCUCAAAUGUCAAAUGCUCCCAAGUCCCAACACAAUAAGCUUCGGCCUCUUAAGAAUUCGUGCCCAAUAAGGAGCGUCAAGUGACUCAAGUUUGUGUAACGGCAAUCUUUCACGUGCGACGACCGUCUCCAUUUGCUCCAACUGAAUGUUUUUGUUUUUGAGAAGGGAAUUAUGGCGCCAAAUUUCUGAAAUGGCAGAUGAUGACACGUGGAAUCGCCUCAAUCUGACGGUACCUUUUGAAGAAAUCUCAGGGUCAAAAUCGUCUACAUUUCUGCGUCAUCUCCUUCCCUGCCUCUCUGUUUCUCUCUCUACAAUUUUCCGGCGAUCUUCUUCCGAUUCUUCAACCCAGAGCUUUUGGUGAUUAAAUUCGUCAUUUUUUGAUACUAUAGCUCACUUUUCUUUGUUUUUGUUUCGAUUCUUAGACCCAGAGCUUGCCAUCUUUGUUCCGUUUCGUUCUCUCUCAGUUUUCUCCGAUCGUAAAACUCAACUAUUUUCCGGCGGAUCAUCUCCCGAUUCUUCUCUCGCACUUCAACCCGAAGCCUUUGACGAAAUAUCAAAAUGUCAGAUCCAAAACCGAAUCCUGUGGAAGACGCACAAGGUGCUGAUGCCAGAAGCUCACAAAUUCAAUUAGCCAAGGACGAUACUUCACGUGGAACCAUAGUUGGAAGGUUACUGCAUUGCCAGUGUUGUUCAAAGACUCAUAGUGGGUUCUGGGAGACUCAACCUGUGGCGCAGAUAAAAGAUAUCGGAGACACGAGUUCGCCUGAAGGCCCAAUUGAACCCGCAACUUUGGUAUCUGAGGUCAAGCCAGAGCCGUAUAACCUUCCUGGUCAAUUUGAAUGGACCAUAUGCGAUAUGAACUCUGAUGAUAUGUGUUCAGAGAUGUACAACUUUCUCAAGGAAAACUAUCCUGAUGACGGACAUAGGUUCAAGGUUGAUUACUCCAAGGAGUUUCUAAAGUGGGCAUUGUGUCCGCCUGGUUAUUAUCAGAACUGGCAUAUUGGAGUCCGUGUCAAGACCUCGAAGAAACUUGUUGCUUUCAUCAGUGGCGUGCCAGCAAGAAUCAGGGUGCGUGGUGAGGUUGUUAAAGUUGCAAAAAUCAAUCUCUUGUGUGUUCACAAGAAGCUCAGGUAUAAGGGACUUGCAUUUUUCAUGAUGAAGGAGGUGACUAGAAGGGUUCACUUGCAGAAUGUAUGGCAAGCGGCUUAUGCCACAUCUUAUAUACUUUCUAGACCAGUCACCACCUGCCUAUACUCUGGCAGAAUGUUGAACCCGAGGAAGCUAAUGGAUGUUGGGUUAACAAUGCUUCGUGAAAGAAUGACAAUGAGCAUGGCCAUCAAAUUAUACAAGUUACCAGAUGCACCAAUCACUCCUGGAUUUAGGGAAAUGGAGAGACGUGAUGUCCCUGCUGUUACAGAGUUGCUCAGGAACUACCUUUGCCAGUUUGGAGUUGCGAUUGACUUUGAUGAAAACGAUGUCAGGCACUGGCUUCUCCCAAGGGAACAUGUCGUCUACAGUUACUUAGUAGUAAGCCCUGAAACUCAUGACGUCACUGACUUCUGCAGCUUCUACAGUGUCCCUGCAACUAUCACCAACCGGAAAUACAAAACAGUGGAAUGUGCGUAUUCUUACUACAAUGUAGCAACAGUGACCUCGUUACCCAAGCUGAUGAAUGAUGCACUAAUUGUCUCUAAGCAAAAAGGUUUUGAUGUGUUCUACGCGUUGGAUGUGAUGCAGAAUGAGACUUUCUUGAAAGAGCUGAGGUUUAGUGCCAAAAAUUCACCGUUGCACUACUAUCUCUACAACUACCGUUUGAGAAAUGCAUUGAAGACAUCAGAAAUUGGGCUUGUUUUCUAGUGCUGUUAACACUACUGCUCUAAGAACAACAACAUUCUAGAUCAGAAGUCAGAACAAUCCGAGUUUGUGAAGACAAUUCUGUCUCCUAGGACCAAGUGGAUUAGUUGAUGGAGUAGACGAUUUCUUUUUGUUUUGGAUUAUAAAAAGGUAAUGAAACUGAUGCUUUUUUGUAGGCACUCACAUUAUUGCAAAUCAAUAUGAAUACUCUC